CUUCACGACUCAACAAGGCAAAGAAAUUGCUUUUUUGCGGCUGAGGGAAGUGAGUCGUAGCGGCGGGCGGCUCCCUUCUUUCAUCCACCAAUUGGAUUCCCCUUUUUGACCUUCCGAGGAGACGACGAGCGACGAUAUGCUUAUCUCAAGAGGUGGCACCUGCGCCCGCGCGCUGCUGCUGCUCUCCACUCGCAUGGCGGCAUCCUCAAUCUCCUCCAACCUCAUCGCCCCCGCCUCUGCCUCACGCCGCAUUCAUGGUUCGAAGCCCUUCUCCGCCCAGCUCCUCUCCUAUCCGCCCUUUUUAUCCCGCGCCUCCCUUUUCUCCUCUCAUGCCUCUGUCCACUCCAACAAGGUUCAUAAGAAAUCCAAUUCCAGGGUCGCGGCUCUCCUCGAGAUUGGCGGCGUCAAAAUUGCCAAAGAUGAUGUUGUCCGGGAAAGCGAUCCCACAAACAAUGUGCCAGACAAUAUAUUUUCGAAGAUCGGUCUGCAACUACAUCGAAGGGACAACCAUCCGAUUGGAAUAUUGAAGAAUGCCAUCUAUGAGUAUUUCGACACCAGUUACUCCUCCAUGUUCGUCAAAUUUGAUGACCUUUGUCCCAUUGUUUCCGUGCAGCAGAAUUUUGAUGAGGUGUUAGUGCCUGCUGAUCAUGUAAGCAGGAGUUACAAUGAUACAUAUUAUGUUGAUGCGGGCACUGUCUUAAGGUGUCAUACCAGUGCUCAUCAGGCAGAGUUAUUGAGGGCAGGGCACAGCCAUUUUCUUGUAACUGGCGAUGUGUACCGUAGAGACUCCAUUGAUUCAACCCAUUAUCCUGUGUUUCAUCAGAUGGAAGGGGUCCGUGUCUUCUCUCCAAAUGAAUGGGAGGUUUCUAGCACUGAUGCAACAUCUUAUGCAGCAACAAAUCUAAAGAAGUGUCUCGAGGGUUUAGCAAGGCAUCUUUUUGGUGCUGUGGAAAUGCGAUGGGUUGAUACUUAUUUUCCAUUCACCAACCCAUCUUUCGAAUUAGAGAUUUAUUUUCAGGAAAAAUGGAUGGAAGUGUUGGGAUGUGGAGUGACUGAACAGGAAAUUCUUAACAGAAAUGGUAGGAAAGAUUCUGUUGCAUGGGCCUUUGGGCUUGGAUUAGAAAGACUUGCAAUGGUUCUCUUUGAUAUACCAGAUAUUCGACUUUUUUGGUCAACUGAUCAGAGGCUUACUUCACAAUUUUCCGCGGGCAAGCUUGGCGUCAAGUUCAAACCAUUUUCCAAGUUUCCUCCCUGCUACAAGGAUAUUAGUUUUUGGAUCAGUGAUUCCUUUACAGAGAACAACUUAUGUGAAGUCGUUAGAGGAAUUGCUGGGGAUCUUGUGGAAGAGGUGAAGUUGAUUGAUAAUUUCACCAAUAAGAAGGGUAUGACCAGCCAUUGUUACAGAAUUGCAUUCAGAUCCAUGGAAAGGUCGCUUACCGAUGAGGAGAUAAACCAGCUACAGUGGAGUAUCAGGGAAACAGUGCAGACAAAGUUGCAUGUCACACUACGAUAAGAGCAGAUGCACCCCACUGCGAGUAUUGUCAUCCUUAGCGAAAUUUUGCACUAUCACAUUUAAUAUUCAUGUUAUUAUCUCCUUAAGAUUCAGAUUUAGAUGUAAUUCAUCUGGGAUUAAUGCUAGUAAAGGAAGACGAAAAUAAUAAUGCUACAGGUUAAUGCUCUCUUGUUUUUCUUACUGAUUCCGUUCGUAUUUAUGAAUCUCUUAUGAGGAUA
This is a messenger RNA of Zingiber officinale, 1731 nucleotides long. Its product is annotated as phenylalanine--tRNA ligase, chloroplastic/mitochondrial-like. Gene Ontology annotation, cellular component: mitochondrion; cytoplasm. Gene Ontology annotation, biological process: phenylalanyl-tRNA aminoacylation. Gene Ontology annotation, molecular function: ATP binding; tRNA binding; phenylalanine-tRNA ligase activity. The record is from RefSeq and is a predicted model, not a curated record. Lineage: Eukaryota; Viridiplantae; Streptophyta; Magnoliopsida; Zingiberales; Zingiberaceae. The transcript has 10 exons. Bases 137 to 1513 code for a protein of 458 amino acids.